Messenger RNA from Cladocopium goreaui, 3393 nucleotides. NCBI's taxonomy places the organism in Eukaryota, Dinophyceae, Suessiales, Symbiodiniaceae. The record is from the annotation of a GenBank genome assembly.
AUGGCCACGACGAAUCGUUCAGCACUCAUCACGAAGUUGCAAAAGGUAUUGCGUAAGCACUACAAGCCCGUCGCUCCGGUAGAGCGUCCGGUUCUCGAGCAACUGUUGUUUGCCUGCCUGUUGGAGAACUCGCAUCACGAGCCGGCCGAAGAAGCUUUGGCCGCGGUGACCGACGCGUUCUACGACUUGAACGAAAUACGGGUGAGCACCUCUCAGGAGUUAGCCCAAGUCUUCCCGCGACUGCCUCAGGCCGAGACCGCGGCCCGUCGGUUGCGGCAGGUUUUGCAGAACGUGUUUGAGUCGAGCUACACGUUCGACCUGGAAAACUUGAAGAAGAUGAAGCUUGGUCAGGCAACCCAGCACCUAGAGAAGAAGGCCAAAGCCUCGCCGUUUGCCGUGGCGUAUGUAACGCAGGUGAGCCUGGGCGGGCACGCGAUUCCGAUGGACUCGGGAACGCUCGGUGCUCUAGAAGUGUUGGAUCUGGUCGAAGGGAAGACCGAGAAAGAUCGAACGGUGCCCGGCAUCAUUCGGGCCGUGCCGAAGACCAAGGGGGUCGAAUUCUCCUCGAUGCUGCAUCAACUGGGGGCCGACUUCUUUAAGAGCCCUUACUCGCCCGCGGUUCACAAGAUUCUGCUGGAAGUCUCGCCCGAGGCGAAGGCGAAUUUGCCUAAGCGAACUCGCAAGAAGGCCGAGCCCGAGGAAGCCCCGAAAAAGAAGAAGUCGAAAGCCAAGGCCGCUGAAGAGAAGCAGCCUGCGAAGAAGAAAGCCGCCAAGACCAAGACUGCUAAGGCGAAGACUUCGGUUGCGACCAAGAAAGCCGCUAAGAAGAAGGCACGCCGUACGGAGGCGGCACGGAGCAGGCCCACCAGUAGGGAGACCACGGACGUGCUCACGGAUGACCGGCAGCCAGCGACGUUGACCUCCACCAUAGUUAGCCCCAGGGAAGUAACACCCAGGGCAGGGGCCACCGCGCGAUUCUUGGCCCCCAGCUUACGGCAAGUCCCGCCUACGCUUGCCACGGGGUUGCGAGCGGUCGUAAGCGAGCCUUCCAGAACCAUUCCAAUGAGAAGAGCGUUUGCCAUGUUGUGUCUCGGACGCGUCGGUGCGGGGUUGGCGAUUAUCACGCUUUCGCUGGGAGCUUUCCUCAGUGGUUCCCCGGCACUGGGGGGCGACGCUCCCGAUGAUGCGGCAACUCGGCCUGAGUCCACUGAGCAAGCUGAGCGGCAGGACACGGUUGAGGACAUUUUCGACGGCCUGCCCGAGAAGCUGACGCCGAAGAAUCCGCCGACGCAGGCAGAACGCGAUCAGCUUGAAGCGAUCACUCUUUUUUCAGCCGCGCGUAUGCAUCAGCAGCGGCAAGACUUUCCGGAGGCCCUGCGGCUUUAUCAGCGAGCCCUCCGUUACGAUCCCGACGCCUUACCGGUGCUCGAGCAGAUUGUGACGUUGGCUUUCGAGCUGGAACGUACCUCGGAGGCCAUUCGCUAUGCGUUGAUGGCGGCCGAGUUGCAGCCGGGCCGCCCCGAGCUGCUGAGACAGUUGGGCCUGCACCUGUUCGGCAACGAUGAUGUCGAUGGUGCGGUUCGUCUGUAUGAGAAAGCUCUGGCUUUGCCUCAACUGAAAGAAUCGUCUUCGGGGCGCAUUCAAUUGUUGGCCGAAAUCGGGCAGAUGUAUUCCGACCUCGAUCAAUACGAGGAUGCGGCCGAGGCUUACGCCAGCGUGCAAGAGUUCCUCGAACUGCCGGCCGAAGACGAAGCCGGUGAACGGUUUCACGACUCACUGUUGAAGCGAUUUGGUGGUGCCGAUGUGGCGUACCGGCAAUUCGCCGAGGCCUACCUGGCGGCCGAACGUUACGACGAAGCGGUUGAUGCGUUCGAGAAGUCGAACAUCGCCGAACCGAAUCGCGCUCAACUGGCGUAUAACGUCGCGCGGGUUCAGCUCCGCAGUGGCGAGGCCGACGAGGCACUGGACACCCUGCAAUCUUAUUUCGAUGAGAAAGCCAGCGACUUGGGUCAAGCGCCUUACGAGUUGCUCGCCGAGAUCUUCGCCGAACAAGACCGCACCGAUGAGCUGCUUGGUCGCUUGGAGGAACUUCAGGAAGAGGAUGCGGAGAACGAACCGUUGACGACCUUCCUUGCUGAGCAACUGGUCGAGGAUGAAGCGUUCGAACGUGCGACGGAACUUUACGAAGGGCUGUUGACCGAGUCGGGCUCGUUGGAUGCACGGCGAGGGUUGAUUGAGAUCGACCGCACUCGCGAAGAUGCCUCCGCAUUGCUGCGGCACAUGGGGCUUGCCGCCGACAGUGAUGAUGAGGCCGAAAAGCUUCCGGCCGAUCCGCGCACCUGGCUGGGGGAUGAGGCCGACGCUUUGGUUGAGAACGAAGAACUUCUCAAUGCGCUUGCUGAGCAAAUUGCCGAGCCCACUGAGGACGAAGCUCUAAACCAGCGACGCAGCAUGAACCUCGCCUGGCUCUUGUUGGCGGCCGGGCAAACCGAGAAGGCCGAAGAGUUGUUCAAGGCUGGGCUCGAUGAGUCGGACGAACAGGCGGUGGCAUUGUUGAGGGAGUGGGGCCUGGAACUCCUCAACGAGGAGCAGUACGAGGGUGCUGUUCGCUGGUUGCAGCGCGCGAUUGAUGUCGCGGGCGUGGAUGAUAGUAAGCCUCCCUUCGAACACUACUACCUGGCCGGUGCGCUGGAAAUGGCCGACCAGACCGAUGAGGCGUUGAAGGUCGCUCGCGAGGGCGUGCGUCGGGCAGAAGCGUUUCCCGAGUGGGUGCCCACAUUCCAAAGCCGCGUGGCCUGGGUGGCUUACCAUGCUCAACGCUACGAGCUGGCCGAAGAGUUGUACUUGGGGUUGAUCGAAGAGUACGACGACGAACCCGGCUCGCCCGAGGUGCGUGAUGUGCUUCGCAACGCCCGACUGGUGCUGUCGAACUUGGAUUCGAUUCGCGGGAAUCUCCCCCGGGCGAAAGAAUGGCUCGAGCAGGUGCUGGAUGAAUUCCCAGAGGAUAUUUCGGCCCAGAACGACUUGGGAUAUCUAUGGGCCGACGAGGGGAUCAAUCUCGAGCGGGCGUUGGACAUGAUUCAAAACGCGGUGGAGGCCGAGCCCGACAAUCCGGCGUAUCGCGAUAGCCUGGGCUGGGUGCUGUACCGACUUGGUCGCUACGACGAAGCCCUGGUCGAGAUGAAGAAGGCCGCUGAGACGGAAGAGCCCGACGGCGUGAUUCUCGAUCACUUGGGCGAUGUGUAUCUGGAGCUUGGUCAGGUCGACGAGGCCCGUGAUGCCUGGCAGCAAGCGCUCGAGCUGUUCGAGCCGGAGCACCAUGCCGACUUCAUUGCGAAGACGGAAGAAAAGCUGGCCGCUCACCCUCCUCCUAGUGGUGAAGCGAAACCCUGA